CUCAUAUUAUAAUUAUUUUCUACAAGAAUAUUUAUUUUGAAAGCUAGAUGAAACUAAUCCUACUAAUUCAUUAAUAUACAUUCAAUGAGACCCUCUCUCAUCUUGCGUGUAUCUUCUCCUCUAUCUAUAUAUAUAUAACAGCCACUAACAUGCAGACAUCAAACUAUCUCUCUUUAAAUCUCAAGAACAAGAACUAAACUACUACUAGUCUUCACCAAGAAUAAUAUAUCAACACACAUAGUAUACUCUUCUUGGAAGGCAAGGAACAUGAAUCAAGAAGCUGCGAGUAACCUUGGACUUGAUCUGAAACUAAAUAUUUCACCGUCGUUGGAUUCAUCUUUGCUCACUGAGAGUUCAUCGUCAUCGUUAUGCUCGGAGGAAGCUGAGGGUGGAGGAGGAGAGGCUAAAUCAAUGGUGGUCGUUGGCUGCCCUAAUUGCAUCAUGUACAUCAUCACUUCUUUAGAGAAUGACCCUAGAUGCCCUAGAUGCAACAGCCAUGUUUUGCUUGAUUUUCUCACAGGAAACCAUAGCAAGAAGAGCACUAGUUAAAAAAAAAAAUAAAAAAAAAAUACAUAAUAUUAAAUUAAGGAUGUUCUUUUAUUUUUCUUUCUUUUUUCUUUUCCUUAAUUUGUUGCCACAUUUAUUGAUAGUUUGAAUUAAUCCACAAUGAACGGAUAUGUUCAUAAAAUCGAAACCUAUAUACUUAUGUUUUUAAAACAUCCUUAACUUCAUUUGUAAUAUUGACUGCUUAACGAUGGAUAAUUCUUGUAGAAAACUAAGCAAUAUUAAUAUUGAUUCUUUGCAACGGGUGAUUACAAAAAUUUAAACUUGGAUUAAUAGCUAGUAUAAAUGAUGGAUGUGUCAUUGUGUCCUCAUCAAAAGGUUACGUAUUCGGACUAUUGCGAUAUUUAAUUUUAUAAAUGGAAA
Messenger RNA from Arabidopsis thaliana (thale cress), 927 nucleotides. RefSeq lists its product as uncharacterized. Lineage: Eukaryota; Viridiplantae; Streptophyta; Magnoliopsida; Brassicales; Brassicaceae. The coding region runs from base 268 to 549 and encodes 93 amino acids. The record is from RefSeq and is marked reviewed. The transcript is spliced from 2 exons.